Spinacia oleracea (spinach) is the source of this 3680-nucleotide messenger RNA. RefSeq lists its product as uncharacterized. Bases 260 to 3073 code for a protein of 937 amino acids. The transcript has 3 exons. The record is from RefSeq and is a predicted model, not a curated record. NCBI's taxonomy places the organism in Eukaryota, Viridiplantae, Streptophyta, Magnoliopsida, Caryophyllales, Amaranthaceae.
AACGCACGUAUCGGAUAGCCGCUGCGCCAUCCUCUACGGGACCUAGCUAGUAUCAACAACUUCCCAUCCUGUUCUCAAACUCUUUUCCCAAAAGUUUUCAUUCCCACGAACCAAGUCAUCAACUGUGUUUCUCACUCCCAAAUUCCAAGUUUCUAACCCAUUGGCACAACGAAAUUCAAUUAAUUGGAACAAAUUCGAAACCCUAACCGCCAUUUCCGAACCUUGACAUGCUACCAAUCCUUCCCCAUUUACCUUUUUAAUGGAGAAUAGCUACUCGGUAUCACCCAAUCUAUUUGAUCAAGUUCAGAUCUUGUUGAAGAAAGAAGCUGGCUUUGAUUCUAUCAACCUUAAUGAUCACUCACUUGAUUCUCCACCAUCGUCAUUUUUCGAAGAAGCUGUCGCUGGAUCAAAGCCCUCCUCUGAUGCUUUGCGAUGUAAGAACUGCAGCGGAGAGCUAUUGCGAGGGUCGGAUUCUAUAAUUUGUGUAUAUUGUGGGCAUGCGCGGCAGCAAGAUUUUUUUCGUCAGCCGAUUUCUUUCAAAAAUUCCUUCGCGUUUCAGUGGUUUUUGAAGUCUCUUGAUUUGGAUGGAUUCGAAAGUGUUGGGAUACCGGUUAGAGAUAAUCAAUUUGGGGAUAGAGGGCGGAGUUCGAUCAAGGAGGACGAAAUCACGUUAUCGGAUUUCCUUAAUCUCCAGCUAAAGUGGUCUGAUGAUUCAAGAGAAUUUGGUGUGGAAUCUGAAGAACGGCUUCCUGGGAAAAGUUAUUUGAGUUUAAUUGGUGUAGAUAUAGAGGAUAUUUCAGGUCAGGAAAGUAUUGAUAAUGGUUUUAUUGUUCGCAAUGAACAUGUGGUGGUGAGUCGAAAAUUUGGAAAUGAAGAAAGUGGAAUUUCAGGAAAGAGGAGUCUUAGUUUGUUUGAAAAUACGCAGUUUACUGAGGCUGCUUCCAAGUCUGGCGAGGGUGAGAAUACCGAGUCCUUUUCUGAUUGGGGAGCGGAGUUUCAAUCUGCCGUCCUAGAGUCUGGAUCUGAGAAAUCAGCCAAUAGCUUACUUUCUGAUGCUCUUUCAGGAAGUAUGACUAUUUCUAGUGACAAUCUUUGGAGUAACUUGGAGUCUGUACAACCUUUCAACAUUAGGGUAUCUGACGGGAAUAUCUUGGUUGAAGGUGGUGGAAAGGCCACUGAACCAGUUGAUCCCUCUUUUGAUUGGUCACCAGCAAAUGAACAACCUACCAUGUUGGACAAUUCCCCUAAUAUUGAGAAAAGAGAUGGUGAUGAUUCUUUUUGUGACUGGGGGGACUUUAGGAUGUCUAUAAAUGAUAGUAUUACUCAAAGCGAACCAAGCAGUGCAGCUGUGACUGGUACUGAUAGUAGCAGUAGACUCUUUACUUCUGACCAAUUUGAUAAUUUCACUGGUUUUGUGGUUUCAAAAAGCAUCCAAUUCCCGACCGAUUCUUUUAAAGGGCCUGAUAAUGCCUGGAACAGUUUUACAACAUCAAGUACUAGAGGAGAUAUUCAAUCGCAGAUCAACAGCGAUAAGACAGAGGAGCAUGCUGGUAUAGGUGAUCCAGCAAUGGAUGGAGAAAAUGAUCUUGCUCCGUUGGAUGUUACUUACUUUGAACACGAAGGUAUCAAUGUUGAAAGGACCCAGAAUAAGAUAUCUGAUCUAGGUGAUUCAAUCGGGUCAUGGAAUAAUGAUGUACACUUAGGUAUUGUAGGUGGACUUGAUCAGUUGCAAGGCAGAGAAAGCAAGUCACCUGCAAGUAGGACUACCAAUAACCUUCAUAAUUCAUUUGACUUGUGGAAUGAUUUUAAGGGUUCUGACAAUCAACACCAAGCAAUUACUAAAGAAGAAGCUGAUAACAAAAUAUCAACUGAAGAUGUAAGCAGAUGUGAUGAAUGGAAUGAUUUUGCUGGACCUAGUGUUGGGAAAAAGGAUCAGCAAGCCAGCAACCUAGAAGUGGUAGAUCGGAAGGGAAAUGGUAAUCAAAGUGAUUCAUUGGCUUUGUGGAACGAUAACUCGCAUGAUGCAUGGAGUGAUUUUGCAGGACGUGGUGUUUUUGACAGUAAGCCGAUUAGUAAUGAUAUUUCAGCUGUGGUAUGGAAUGACUUUUCAAGUAUAAUAGCAAGUGAUGCAAAUCAAACUCAAAGUAGCGACACAAGAAACUCUGAAAAUCAAGCAGCACCCGAGAAUGAUAACCCAUUUAGUUCAUGGAGUGAUUUCCGGAGCUCGGGAACUCAUACAGGAAAUGGGUUUUUGGGACCGGAUGAUAACAACGCUAAUUCAGAUCAAAUCAGCUUCCAGAAAGAUCCUAACAGCCUAAUAAAGGUUGAGGGCAAUAGCACAUUCAGUUCAUCGGGUGAUAUUGGGGGCUCAACAUCCAUUUUAGAACCGCAACUGCAAGCUGCAGUAGCAGGAUCUCCUGAAAAUAUAUUGAGCAGUGGAGAUGGUUAUUUGUUUUCAGGAUUUAGUAACAGUGGCAAACAAUUUAUUAGUCAACCAGACAAUCAACUCCGGUUUGAUGGAGUUGCAAUACAUAAUGGAGAAUCUGCUCCUGAAAGUGAUGAUCCAUUUGGUGCAUGGUCUGAUUUUACGAGUUCAAGUAAUAUGCAAGCAAAUCUUAGUAGCUCAGCGAAUGCACCUGAUGACAAAGAAGCUGUUAAAGGUGAUCUGUUUGAUGCAUGGAAUGUAAUCGUUAGCUCCCCCAAUAUGGUAACUGGUAAAGACACCAAUGUCACAAUGGUAAACACACCAGAAUUAAAUCAUUUCAGCCCCAAUAUGAAGUCACAAUAUGCGGGGCCUAACAGAUCGAUUCCCUUGGAUCUAAAUGUUGGAAUGUUCACUCACCAAAAUGGUUCUGCACCAGAUGGAUUUUCACCACCUGAAGGUCCUGAUUUGGUUAGGAGCCAACGUGGUGAUGUUAAUAGUGAUUGUUACGUUGAUGGAAUGAACCUAAGUGAAAGUAGCUCGAAGGAAGCAUUAAAUGUUAUGUCUGUUGCCGAGACUUUGAUCUCAGAGAUGCACGAUUUAUCCUUCAUGCUUGAAAGCAGCCUCUCCAUUCCAAACAGUGGUAGAUGAUAACAUCACAUAUGUGCCUACUUGUACCAGAUGCAUGAUUCGAGCUUUUUAUCGUCUCUCUGCAUUGUAUGACCUUUUGUAUGUAUUGGCUUGAUCUAAUUUUGAACGUCGUGGGAUAUUUCUGAAAUUAAACCGCACCUUAAUUGGCCUAGGAAUGGGUUUCUACUCCAUUAUGAUGCCAUCAACGGUACUAGGGCCAUAAAAUAUGUACUGUGAUUUAUUGGUGGUUACUACAUCUCGUUGUGGGAACCAACUUUUCGCCCCACAGAGGCAUCGACCCACCCAAAGCAACUGAAACAGAAAGAGGGGAACUUAGCCUCACCCAAAAGGUGGUUGUUCAAGGUCAGUCGAAAUUAGCUCCGAUGACGACGCGUGGACAGUUGAGUCCAACUAAAGGAGGAAAACCAAAUCCUCUUGUAAAAUAAAGAUGGUGAGUGUGGUGUAUUUUAUUUGAGGGAGUGGUGAAGUUUAACCCCUGUACAUUAGAGGCUUUGGUACACAAAUUUGAAGUAUUUGCAACAUUAUAUUAGGACUUUGACUUUUUUUUCCUCAUUAAUGUAAUUCUUGGGAAUGACCAAAAGCAAUUUGUGAAUUAACAAACUUUCAA